CCACAAACCCAAGGACGUUUUACUCUCUGAACUGUUUCAACAACACGACUGUGACAAUACACCUUUCAAAUAUUUACCAAGGCCUCAUAAUACUAAAUCCACGAGGAAACUAUACGGAUGCGUGAAGGUGUGUCUCCUUUCGCAACCGGAAGCGCUGCGGUGUGUGUGAAGUGAACACGUCGUCAGUCCAGAUGAGCUCACGGAUGAAGCAGGCCGGGAAGUUCGCGCUCACAAACACUCGGGAUUUGUCCGGAUCCUGCAUGUUGAUGGUGUAAUUCCUGUCCGAUAGCUUCAUCGAUACAUGUUCGGCGCGGGAGCCCGAUUGGAGAAGUUUUAAGGCGCUUCUGCUGGUGGAAAAUGCCUCUGUUUACAUGGAGUUUAUGUUGGUGUGCGGCGCUGUGUGUUCUGCCGUCGGUGUUUGCGGACGCUGAAGACGCUUCGCUGCUGGGCGGCUGGCAGGACGUGUGGCUCUUCCGCUUGUUCCUCAAUGUUUUGGGCUACGCCACCAUCAUCAUCCCUGGAUAUUUUCUUAUCAGCUACUUCAAACGAAUCAACUAUCUUGAAACAGGUCGAGGGCUCUGUUUUCCUCUCAUAAAGACGUGUGUGUUUGGGAAUGAAGCUAAGACUGCACUGCUGGAUGAUGAUGUUUCACCGGCGGUCAGAAACGAGUCUGAAUCCAGUUCAUCUGCUCGACAGGCCGUCAAACUCCUCUUCUGCGCUGCUGGACUCCAGGCGUCGUACCUGACGUGGGGUGUUCUUCAGGAGCGGGUGAUGACGCGCUCGUACGGCGCCGGCGAGGCGGAGGGCAGCGGCGAGCGCUUCAGAGACUCUCAGUUUCUGGUGUUCAUGAACCGGAUCCUGGCGCUGACGGUGUCCGGUCUGUGGUGCGUCCUGUUCAAACAGCCCCGCCACGGUGCACCCAUGUACAAAUACUCCUUCGCUUCUCUCUCCAACAUCCUCAGCAGCUGGUGCCAGUAUGAAGCGCUCAAAUACAUCAGCUUUCCCACACAGGUUCUGGCCAAGGCCUCUAAGGUGAUCCCCGUGAUGCUGAUGGGUAAGAUCGUGUCACACAAGAGCUACGAGUACUGGGAGUACUUCACCGCCGUCCUGAUCUCGCUGGGCGUCAGCAUGUUCCUGCUCUCCAGCUCCACGGACAAACACCCGUCCACCGUCACCACCUUCUCCGGCGUGGUCAUCCUCGGAGGAUACAUCGUCUUCGACAGCUUCACCUCCAACUGGCAGGACAACCUGUUUAAGUACAAGAUGUCGUCGGUGCAGAUGAUGUUCGGCGUCAAUCUGUUCUCGUGUCUGUUGACGGUGGGCUCUCUGCUGGAACAGGGCGCCUUCUUCGACUCGCUGGGCUUCAUGACGCGUCACUCGGAGUUUGCGAUGCACGCCGUGCUGCUGUCGGUGUGCUCCGCCUGCGGGCAGCUCUUCAUCUUCUACACCAUCUCUCAGUUCGGCGCGGCCGUCUUCACCAUCAUCAUGACCCUGCGGCAGGCCAUCGCCAUCCUCCUGUCCUGCUUCCUCUACGGUCACGCCGUCACCCUGGUGGGCGGCUUCGGUGUGGGUGUGGUGUUCCUCGCCCUCUUCCUGCGCAUCUACGCCCGCAGCCGCGUGAAGAAGAGCAGCAAGCGUCCCGCGCAGACACCCGUUCAGAAGGUUUAACCGAACGCUUGUUCGGAUGUGUACAGAAGCCACAUUUUCGUGGCUUGUUCGUCUUUUUUUCUGUUUGAUGCAAAACUGGAGGUUUGUAUUCCGUACGGUACAGAAAGGGAUUAUUGUUUAUCAUGAAGGGUUAGUUAGUUCACUCAAAAAUAACAAUUCUGUCCUGUCUCACCCUCAUUUUUUUUUUCAUAAGACCUUCGUUCACCUUCAUCUUGAUGAAAUCCGAGAGCUCUCUGACUUUGCAUAGACAGCAACAGAACUGUAAUCUUCCAAGGAAAUGCAAACUCUUGCUUCGUAAGAUUAAAGUUGAGCCACUGAUGUCACGUGCACUAUUUUACUGAUGUGACCUGGGAACAUUAGAGUUGUGUUGCUGUCUAUACAGAGUCAGAGAGCUCUCGGAUUUCAUCAUAAAUAUCUUAAACUGUGUUCUGAAGAUGAGCGAAGGUCUUAUGGGUUCAGAAUGACAUGAGGGUGAGUUAUUAAUGAUUUCAUUUUAAUUUGGGGGUGAUUUGUCCGCACAUUGUGAUGUUUAUUUAGAUUUUUUCGUGCGUGUGUGAGAGAAAUGAGUUGACGAGCCAUCGAGUGAACACAGACUGUGAUAGCCUUUGAUAUCUUUGUAAUUUGGUACUGAAAAAAUAUGUUACGUUUUUUAUUUAAAGUCUGCUUUAAGAAGUUAUUGGAGAGGAAAAUGAAAUGUUGUUGAGCUGGAGAAGCCUUAGGAGCGCUUGCAUCAGAUCUGGGUCAUAUUUCACUCCGAAAUACAAAGGAAAAUAUGAAAUUAAUAAGAAAACACAAUAAGAAAUAGAAAAGAACAUAUGGCCUUUUUUUUAAGAACUAUUACAUUUUUGAAAAUGACAUUAUUUUCAUCACAAUUGAACACUUUUUUGUUUGUUUGUUCUUUUGCUCUUUAUUUUUAAAUGUUUUAUUACUAUAAUACAACAAUAAGAUCUAAAAUUAAUAAUAAAACAUAUAAUACAUAAAAAAUGAUAUAUAUUAAAAAGCAUAAAGGCAUUAUUAAUAGCAUAAUAACAUGCUUUCUCGCUUUGUAGGUAUCAUUUUUAAAUAUUUUAUUAUUAUUAAAAUACAAUAAUAAAAUAUUAAAUAAAAAUAAAAUGGCGUUAUAUUCGUGAUAUCUAAGCAUAUUUUCUGCCCUAAUAAUAAUCAUUAUUAUUAUUAAUAUUAUAGAUAUUGGAUUUUUAUAUUUUAUUAUAGUUAUUGCAAUACAAUAAUAUAAUACUAAAAUAAUAAUAAAACAAAUAAAUUAAGACAAUGUAAGCUUGGAGAACAUUACAUUUGUAUUAUUUCAAUGAAAACUAAGAACAUUUGAUAACAUGCAACAUUAUAAUAAAUAAAUAUAAAAAUAAAACAUUUUAGGAAUCACUGAAAAAAAAAAUCUUCUGAAAAAAGCACAUUUUUAAUCUCUAAUACCCUUUAUUAUUAUUUUUUAUUUUUAUUUUAUAGGAGUACAGCUUUAUUUAUUGCAUUACCAUUAAUAGACACACUUUUAACACAAUAGUUUUUGAUUUUGUGUGAAAUGUGACCUAGACUUCUUGACUUGGUUUUUGUCAUAAACUGAGAUCACAAACCCAGUCCUAAAACUGAAGGUCCUCUUUGUGUUUUUAUGAUCCCUGUUCUCUCUCACAGGGUUUCUGUGUGUGGUUGUGUAUCUGCCAUAUCAAACCAGAAACCCUCAGUGCCUGUUUGCUUCAUCUGAGGGAACAUGUGUGAGCGUUAAUAGUGACAAACUGAUCCCACGGUUUUAUUAAAACACUGGAUUCACCUCAGUCCUCCUGUCAUAAAGAAAUACUUGGGUCAAAGAAAAAUGAUAUGUAUGUUGCAUAAAGAAUUUUCAUCAUUUUCUUUAAAAAUUGUUACUUACAAUUGCAAAUCUAAUUAACAAUCCUAAUGAUAUAUAUUUAAUUUUUUGCACUGCAGUUAAAAAAAAAAGGCUUUGACUUUAAAAUAUAGUUAAAGGCAAAUUAAAAGUCUCUCCCUCAUGUCAUUCCAAACCUGCAUUGCUUUCUUUAAAAGAGUGCAGAAUAUUCAUGCAUAUUUUUUUUAUAGUGUUUUUCUUUUCACCUUUUGGAGCUUGACCUCAUGACGUGCUUUCACUGUAUUGAAAUAAAGCAUGAAUAUUUUGUCUAAUUCUCCCUUUUUUGGGUAAUCCACAGAAGAAACGUGUGGAAACUCGGGUCAAACGAGUUUGAAUAAUGAUGAGGGUAUUUUUUAUAAGAAGUGAGUUCAUUUAUACAAUACUAAUAUCAUCUAUUUUAAAUGUGUUUUAUUAGAACACAGUUUUUUUUUUCAUUAUAUUGAAGGGUCUUAGAGAAGCUGAAAUAAUUUUUUUGUUGUUGUUUCUGAUAAUCAUUUAGUCUUUUUUCUGUUUUUGAUUUGCAUGUGCAAUAAUGUGCCUUCUGUUACAGUUUUGAGCAUAGAUUGGAUUUCUGGAUCAGUGUUUUAUGGUGUUAAAAGCGUCAGGAUGGGGUGAUGUCAUUCAUACGGCUCAGUUAAACAUGAGACGGAGGACUGAAUUUUGGGAGUUUCACGGUCGGACCUCUUUGAGGAAGACGUGCUUGUUUACGUCUCUUUCGUCCAGCAUUUACGUCCUUCCGCAGGUUGCAGAAUUACUUAAAAACUCUAAUCAGGACUAAUGAGUACAUUCACUAGACUGUAGUUUUAUUUAAUUGUUUUUAUUCAGUGUUGGGGAGUUAUAUGAUUAGAGAUGCAUUACCAGAAGAAUCUCGUGAAGACCGAAUCUCAACAAAAACUAAAUAAAAACACAUUAUGCAUAAAAGAAAUGAUGCUUAUUUUAGGCCUUUUACACUUUUUUUAAUGUUUCAUUUUAAUUAAUUCAUUAUUUUUUUAUUCUUUAAGUGACAUUUCCAUGGCAAUUACAUAAGCAAAAAAUAAAACAUUUAUUAUUAUAAUUAUUAUUGCACUGUGAAAUUUUCAUGUCUGGAUGCGUUUUUUAAUUCAUUUUCAUAAAUGUGCAACAAAAAAAGUUCAUUUAAAUCCGCAAAACUUACAUUAAUUAGCAGUUAAUAGUAGUAUCCCACUAAAAAAAAAAAAAAAAAAGUCUUUAAUUGCCAUGAAAAUAUUGUCAUAAUUCAAAACUCUUCCUUUAGAGAAAACUUUUUUUUCUUCUUUUUUUUUUUGGAGUGAAAUAUGACCUGGGCGUAGUUGAGGGAUCCCCCUCACCAGCAGAAUACACGAGGUUUUGUUUUUCCGCGUGCAAUAUUAAUUUCCUGUAAAAGCCCAUUCAUCUGUGGAGGUCAAAAGGAAUCGGUCACCCUUGUAACGCAGAUAAAGAGUGACGUGUCACAGUGGCGUUUUCAUUUCGUUCUGAGGGAAGGUGAAGGACUAAUAUAGUCUCAUUAACUUUUUUAGGAUUCAUUGUUUAUACAUAUUGAAUUAAAUGUAUUUGAUCAUGUGACCAAA
Molecule: messenger RNA, 5106 nt
Organism: Carassius gibelio (silver crucian carp)
Lineage: Eukaryota; Metazoa; Chordata; Actinopteri; Cypriniformes; Cyprinidae
Gene: slc35b2
Product: solute carrier family 35 member B2
Exons: 5
Coding region: 358-1668 (436 amino acids)
Biological process (GO): transmembrane transport
Cellular component (GO): endoplasmic reticulum membrane; Golgi membrane
Molecular function (GO): 3'-phosphoadenosine 5'-phosphosulfate transmembrane transporter activity
Source: RefSeq, a predicted model, not a curated record